CUUAAUUGAAAAUGCAUUUAAAUUUAGUGUAAACGCUUAGUUAUAUUUUUUAGUUUGGAAGUGUUUAUUCUAUGCAUCGUCUCUUUACUACAUUCACCAUCAAAGCAAUGUCGAAGAGCAAAGCAAAAGGAAAAACAGCCGGCACUGUUCCAGCAAAGCCGCCAAUUACCGAAAAAGCGCCGGUCUCCCUGGAUAAAAGCGGGAACAUUGCCAUACAAAUUCUCGCCAAGCCGGGUGCCAAGCAAAAUGGCAUCACGAACAUAGGCGCUGAAGGCGUAGGCGUUCAGAUCGCAGCACCUCCUUCCGAAGGCGAAGCAAAUGCGGAACUGGUUAAGUUUCUCUCGAAGGUUUUGGGCCUUCGCAAGAGUGACGUCUCUCUCGACAAGGGAUCGCGUUCCCGCAACAAAAUCAUUCUCAUCAGCAAAGGUGUGACCACAGUGGAGGCGAUUGAGCAGUUGCUGCGCAAGGAGUGCGAAUCGUGAAACAUAUUGAAGCUUUUCGGGAUUGAACAAAUUCAUCAAUUCCCCCCGUCCCCGGGAAUUCAAACCGAAUAACUGAAUAGCUUUCUGGAUUUGGACACAUUUACAAAUUCCGAAUAGUUUGAACGAAUUUGUAACCAUGCAAGAUGGUUUGCUCUUGGUACCCUGGCGGUGGUCUUUCAUCACCAUUUUAAGUUAUUUAAAUAAAUAAAACUAUCUUAAAUUUGCUCUUA
Messenger RNA from Scaptodrosophila lebanonensis, 712 nucleotides. RefSeq names its product UPF0235 protein C15orf40 homolog. The coding region runs from base 72 to 482 and encodes 136 amino acids. The transcript has a single exon. NCBI's taxonomy places the organism in Eukaryota, Metazoa, Arthropoda, Insecta, Diptera, Drosophilidae. The record is from RefSeq and is a predicted model, not a curated record. Gene Ontology annotation, cellular component: cytoplasm.